CAGACCUCCAGUAUUGGCCAGCUGAAACUGCAGCUGUUGGUCUGACGGCUCUGGGCAGCCAGUGCUGGCCAGCCCUCCCAUUCUGCCUCACAUCGUCCGCGCCUGAAGUCUCCCGAUGGGGGCGAGAUCCUGUGCGCGAGGAUGCCUCUGGCCCAGAUAAAUGUUCUGGGAGCCCGGUCGAUCGUUCCUGCGCCGUAACAUUUCAUUUCCUCAUUCCUGUCGAGUUCUGUCAGCGAUUCCUCUGUUCUGCUUGAUUCAAACCGUGUCAGCUGUCCAUUUGCACGCUGUAAAUAAACCUUCAAGUUGUCUUUGCCUUGUGAUCAAUCCCUCUUAGCUUUCUUCGCGAAUCUUGAUAGCCCCUUUCGUCAACAUGUCACGGGCUCAUGUGCUAUUCUGGUUGCACCCAGAGAGUCCUGCUGCCUACGAAGUCAUCAACGACCCGGAAAACGCAUACUUGAUAGAUCGGUCCCACCCAUCUCCUUGCUUCGCCAUUGGGCAUUUCCGGUCUAAGUGCGGGCGGAGAGAAACUCUGGUGACGAUAGGAAGGCUCGGGGAUAUUGUACUCCGGAGCACCACAUUCUCAAGGGAGCAAUGCUCUUUCGAGAUCGACCCCACUACCAAUGUCAUUAUGUUUCAUGACUCCUCCAGGGUUGGGACUAGCAAUGUUCACGGCCGAGACUCGACCCCCUUUCGCUUUGGGUCUCCCAGGAAAGUCGUGGUCCAACAAGGAUUGAACACAUACAUUGGCAUGGGAGGUCAAAGGCGCGAUAUCGUCGUAUUCCGGAUGCAGUGGCCUCACGCCUCACCAGAAACCCUCAAGCUGGUGGAAGCGAGGGACGUGAGGGCGCUUGCAGUAAACCCCAGAUUUUUGCGGACCGACUCGGGCAAUACCGAGACGGAAGUGCCGACGAAGGCUCAGACAAGAGUACACUCAGCAAGACCGGAGAGGCCAAUGAUAAGGUGGGCCAAGAUCGACGCGCUCGGGGCUGGAGCCUUCGGAGAGGUGAUUCGCGCCGUGGACGUGGACACCGGGAGACUGGUGGCAGUCAAGACCGUGAAGAUACGACAAGACCAACAUAGAGACGCUUCCUUUGCGACGCUAAAGCGAGAGAUUGAGACUAUUGGCAGAAUAGAGCAUCCAUUCGUCGUAGACUGGAUAUGCUCGCAGGCCAGCAUAAACUCCCCGGAAGCGCACAUCGUCAUGGAGUUGAUGAAGGGUAGCCUGUAUUCCCUUCUCGGCGGGCAGUGGCUCCCAGUCGAACAACUGAACUCAGUCACGAACCUGGUGCUCACCCACAUGCUACAGGCCCUGGACUGCCUAGCAUCGGAGGACAUAAUCCACCGCGACGUCAAGCCAGAAAACAUCCUAUACACGCACGGCCCAGACGGCAAGCCCGUCUUCAAGCUGGGCGACUUUGGCGUCUGCAACCACGCCGCACAGGCGCAGACACAGAGCGGGACGGCGAUCUACAUGGCGCCGGAGUUCUGGUCGCCGCAGGGGCAGGGGCAAGGGGAGAGGGCGCAGACGACCAAGGCGGACACCUGGUCGCUGCUCGUGGUGCUGCUGUGGGUGUACGACUUCAGGGGGUUCCGGCGCGAGGCGUACGGCGCCGGCUUCAACCUCUCCACGGUGCCCCAGCGCGCCGCGGAGGCCACGGCGCCGGGCCAGCGCCUGCACCAGCUGGCGCCGAUGGCGCGGCGCGACCCGGGGCGGCGCGCGUCGGCCGCGCAGAUGAUGGUGCUGCUGGAUAUGUUCUCGCAGGAGCCCAAGGCCAUCCUGUGCAGCCACGGCAAGGACCCAGGCAAGAUCCCGGCGCUGUCUGCGGACGAGACGCCUCCGCCUGUGCAUGUGCCUGUGCCUGUGCCUGCGCCUGUGUCUUCUUCUUCUUCUAGGCUUGCUGGUCGGCGCUCGUCUGGGAUGCGUGCUGGUCAUGCUUUGGUCCAGACCAUGGAUCUGGAUUAAUUACUGGAGUCCCACGGUUAUGAGGUUCUCCCGUAAGAGGCUAUAUCGCCGGACACUGGCUUCUAGGACUCGGAGGUGUUGACAUAUAGGGGAUUGUCCCACGGGAGGUUGGGAGGACACCUGAGCAGAGCUCUUUGUUGUAUAUUCGGUGUCACUCCACGAGCUUUGCUCGAGUGAGCACCACUCACCAUGUGUGGUGCACAUGUGGUUCAGCAUGAGGGUGGUCCAUCGCUCGCUAUAAUUAUCCAACGUCAAUGAACACUUGGAUGUCUAGCGGCACCUGCUGCUAUAUCCUAUGGUAGGUGACUACAUAAUGGGACAACUAACGUGCAACAACAAAAUGCACAAGCCGUCGUCGUUGUCAUCCCUGCAGGAAUGAAUCCCUGUGUGCUGCAUCAAGCAGCUAGAGAGUCACAUGGGAGGGAACUUGACACGUUGUUGGUGACCCUAAACAACAAGACAGUGGAAUCCAGCCAAUUGGUGCGAAAUAUAUCCGCGCUGAAAUCAAAUGUCUUGGGGGUUGCACAUGUAAGUGGUACACGUGCGGUCACGCCCGCCUUUUUCCCACAUGCACCACGGACGACAUGGACCGGCGGCGGGCGACGAGGACGAGGACGAGGACGAGUUCGAUUGGAAAGGAGGAGCCUGCGAGGACAGGACGUGACGUUCACGAUCAAAAUGGCUGGUCUUUUUCUGGUGAACCGUGUGAUUUUUGGGAGGGUGACAGGAUCCGAUUUGACCGCGUCGGCGCAUGUACCAAGCGGAGAUUUGGGAGCCUCAAGUCCUACCUGAG
Molecule: messenger RNA, 2756 nt
Organism: Diaporthe batatas
Lineage: Eukaryota; Fungi; Ascomycota; Sordariomycetes; Diaporthales; Diaporthaceae
Exons: 5
Coding region: 371-1963 (530 amino acids)
Biological process (GO): protein phosphorylation
Cellular component (GO): cytoplasm
Molecular function (GO): ATP binding; protein serine/threonine kinase activity
Source: RefSeq, a predicted model, not a curated record